AAAGGCUAAAGCCUCUCACUUAUUUAGCCGGCCUGCACCCUUCCUUCUCCUUCUCACUCUGCACGUACUCCAUUGCCCUUCCUUUGGUUGAUUUCUCAGCUAGCUGCUUAUUAACACAGACCAAGGAGACAACUACACAAGGCUUAUCACUCAUCAGCUAGCCGCGCGCAUAGUAGGUGUAGUAUCACAUGGGGAUCCAAGGGGUGAAGAAGCUGCAUAAUCAGCAUCGCCAUGACAUGCGAGUGCAAAAUCACCGCCAAGACGGCAACAAGGUCUGGGUCCUAGGCCCUGCCGGGAUCACGCUUCUACUGCAACAGCUCAAUCCCGUCAAGAUCAGUCGGCCACGGCACGCCGCCACCAUGGAGGAGGAAGGUGGGGAAGGAGAGGAGGAAGGGGCGGUGACGCCGAGAGGGGAAGGGUGCAUGAUACCCGCCGAGGCGGCGACGUGCCCGCCGGCUCCGAAGAAGCCCAGGACGGCGGUGUCGAUCGUCAGUAGCAGCGCCGCCGGUCGCCGGUGCAACUGCGACGACGGCGAGGCGCUCGAGUUCUUCCGCGUGCCGGCGGAUUUGGAGGCCGUCUUUAUCAGCCGAGCUGCCAAGGGAAAUUAAUGAAUCAAUUGUGUAUGUAAUGCUCGAAUUCAAGUGAUCGAGGACUAAGGGCGAAGCAGUGCUUGAGUGAGUGAAUGUGAGUGAGAGUACGUGGUAGAGUGCAGUUAAGUUGUAAAGAUUCCCUUGUAGCACAUGUUUAUGCGAGUCUUGAUUUUGUGAAGUUUUGUUGGAUGGAAUGACUAUUCCUUCAGGAAAUUAUA
This is a messenger RNA of Phragmites australis (common reed), 808 nucleotides long. RefSeq names its product cyclin-dependent protein kinase inhibitor SMR6-like. The transcript has a single exon. Lineage: Eukaryota; Viridiplantae; Streptophyta; Magnoliopsida; Poales; Poaceae. Bases 189 to 608 code for a protein of 139 amino acids. The record is from RefSeq and is a predicted model, not a curated record.